Messenger RNA from Cololabis saira (Pacific saury), 3118 nucleotides. Its product is annotated as CREB-regulated transcription coactivator 2-like. Gene Ontology annotation, molecular function: cAMP response element binding protein binding. The transcript is spliced from 16 exons. NCBI's taxonomy places the organism in Eukaryota, Metazoa, Chordata, Actinopteri, Beloniformes, Belonidae. Gene Ontology annotation, biological process: positive regulation of transcription by RNA polymerase II; protein homotetramerization. Gene Ontology annotation, cellular component: nucleus; cytoplasm. The coding region runs from base 19 to 2529 and encodes 836 amino acids. The record is from RefSeq and is a predicted model, not a curated record.
GUCACGUCGGUCCUAAACAUGUCUGCUUCGGGUUCAGGAGGAGGCUGCGGACCGGGACCUGGUCCUGGGCCGGGGCCGGGGCCCGGCACGGGUCCCGGCCCCGGCCCAGGACCAGGCCCCGGCCCCGGGUCCGGCUCCGGGGCCUCCAACCCCCGCAAGUUCAGCGAGAAGAUCGCGCUGCACACGCAGCGGCAGGCGGAGGAGGAGACGGCGGCCUUCCAGGAGGUGAUGAUGGACAUCAGCUCCACCCGGCUCCAGGCCCAGAAGCUCCGUCUGGCUCGGCCUCCGGGCCCGUACUACGGCGGUUCCCUCCCCAACGUCAACCUGAUCGGCCGGAGCCCCCAGGACUUCCAGGGCUCCUUCCCGUCCACCCUGGAGUCCAGCCGCUCCACCCGCCACCACGGCCUGGUGGAGCGGGUCCAGAGAGACCGCCGCUUCGUCUCGCCCGUCAGGCCGUACCGGAACCGACAAGUGGACAACUCUCUGUACAGCUCGGCGUACCUGUCGCCGCCGCCCGACGCCAGCUGGAGAAGGAACUGGUCUGGAAUCUUCCCCGGGGAUAAAAGCCAGUUGUUCCGCCUCCCCACCACCGCCCUCAACAGGACCAACUCAGACUCGGCGCUGCACACCAGCGUGAUGAACCCGCCCGCCGGAGACCCGUUCUCCAUGGGAGGAGCCCCGCUCACCCCCCAGGCCGGCCGGCGCAGCGGUCAGAGCGACGGGGAGAACAGAAGAAUGUUCCCGUACCCCGUCCCCCCCAUCGAGGAGAACGUGCUGACGGAGGGGAAACUGCUCAAACCCUGGGACGCCAAGAAGCUUCCGUUGUUGUCGUCGCGGCCGAAGUCGUGUGAAGUCCCCGGCAUCAACAUCUUCUCGUCCCCGGAGCAGCCGUCCCCGGCGGUCCACGGCGUGCCCCCCUCCCUGAACACGGGCGGUUCCCUCCCCGACCUGUCCAGCCUGCACUUCCCCCCCCCGCUGCCCACGCCGCUGGACCUGGACGAGCCCGGUUACCCAGCAUCCUCUCUGAGUGGGGGGGGCAGCACCGGCAACCUGGCGUCCACGCUCACGCAGCUGGGCAUCAACGCCGCCAACGCUAACGCGCCGGGGGGGAACGGCAGCUUCCACCACCAGCCAGGCCUCCUGGCGUCUCUACAGAGCGCGCUCAGUAACCCCUCCCUGCAGUCGUCCAUCAGCAACCCCAACAUCCAGUCGUCUCUCAGCAGCCACUCCUUCUCCGGCUCGCUGAGCUCCGCCUCCCUGCAGUCGUCGCUCAGCAACCCCUCGCUGCAGUCCUCGCUAGGCUCCUCCCCCUCGCUGCCGUCCUCCCUGAGCAGCCAAUCGCUGCACUCGUCCCUCAGCAGCUCCUCCCUCCAGUCGGCGUCCAGCGGCAACCCGGGCUACGGCGGCGGAGUGGGCGGGUCCGGCUCCGCCUCCUUUUCCUCGCUGCUCGGAGGGCAGGGCCAGCCGUCGCUCAGCACGUCGCCACGGCGACGGGCCCAGCUGUCGCCGCUCAUCCUGCCCAUGGGGGCGGAGUCACGGAGGCAUCACUCCAAACAGUUCUCCCCCACCAUCUCCCCCACGCUGUCCUCCAUCACGCAGGGCGUCCCCCUGGACACCAGUAAGCUUCCUCUGGACCAGCGGCUCCCUCCCUACCCGCUCAGCCAGUCCCACCAGCACCAGCAGCUGCCCGGUCUGCCCGGCUCCCAGUCCGGCCAGCAGCACCACCACCACCACCAGCAGCAGCUGCAGCGCCUCCAGCAGCAGCAGCAGCAGCAGCAGCAGCAGCAGCAGCCGCGAGCUAACGCCCAGCAGCAGCAGCAGCAGCAGCAGCAGCAGCAGCAGCAGCAGCUGCACAUGCAGAACCUCCGCAACCAGCACAUGCAGCAGCCCUUCGGAUCGCAUCAGGUAACGAUGGGCCAGCAGGCCAACAUGGCGGUGAAGGCCGAGACUGGGUUGGACCCGUGUAUCCAGACGUCGUCCGUGUGCCAAGUCAAACAGGAAACGGAUCAGCAGCGCGGCGGCAUCGGCAUCCUGCAGCAGCAGCACGUCAGCCUGACCCCAGACGUCUACAACGAUGCCUUGUUCAGCUCGCUGCUGGACGACCCGUACCUGAGUCUGCAGCUGACGGGGAAGUCCAACCAGCAGUACCCGGCGGAGAACCCGGCCGACUGUCUGGGCCUGACCCUGAACCACGGCGGUCUGGGCCUCGGCGGCACCGAGAACCACCAGUUGGGCCACAACGCCCUGCAGGAGCCGGCGGAGCAGCAGCUGCUCAACCACCAAAACCAGAACUACGGAGGAGACGGCCGGCACAACGUGCCCAACAUCAUCCUCACAGGCGACUCCCCCACCGGCCUCUCCAAGGAGAUCACCCACGCUCUGUCCCACGUCCCUGGGUUUGAGAUGGAUUCCUUCUCCCUGGACGAGCAGCUGAGGAUGGACCCGCUGACCCUGGACCUGCUGGAGGGCGAGCUGAUGCUGGCCGACCCGGCGGUGGAGGACUCCUUCCGGUCGGACCGGCUCAAGUGACCCCGCCCCCUCCAUAAACCCCGCCUCCGGGCAAAAACCCCGCCUCCUGGCGAAGGACGCGCCCGUGGAAACGCGCCGCAGCAAAUGUGAAAGUCGGCUUUUUGUAAAAAACCAGCAGCGCUUAUGCACGCCGAUGUCGGCCAUCUUAACAGGAACUCAGCCAUCAGAGGUUUAUAUAUAUUUGUAAGAAGUUCCCCCCCACUGUGACGCCGCCGCCGCUCCUCCCCCGGCUGCUAGCGCACUAUGUCGGACCGCCGCCGCGGCCGCUAGCUUAGCAGGAAGUGCCAUUCCAGACGGCGUCCGGGCAUCGACCCUGCGGACUCGGCGUUUAUGCACAAACACGUCCGGUCGCGGCGCCGCAGGGAUGCGUUUAUCUUAGCUAUCCCUUUAGCGUCGGCGCCCUCGUCGCCGUGGCAACGUGUUCCCUUAGCACCGCCGCGGCUGUUAGCUUAGCUUAGGAAGUGCCAUUCCAGACCAUAGACAUAUUUACGUAGACGCCGCAUCGAGUGGUUUUGCUCCACUGCUGCGAUACGUCACCAUCGCCGCCAUAUUGGAUGUUCAAGACUGCGCUGGAAACUAAUACAAGUAA